CUAACUUCAGCGAAAGCAACUUUGAGUGCUCGUAGUCAACCAUUUUGCAGUUUCUCGCCAUGACUGCAUUGGUUUUGAGCACAAUUUUCUUACUGUUCUUUCCGAUUGUUUGCCAUGCUGCUGAAUAUGCAGUUGCCAUCCCCUACUCAGAUAUCAUACUAUUUAAUGAACCAAUAGUAUCGUUGUACGAAUAUGAAACCGGAUCCAACGACAUAUUUUGUGCGGUGUACGAAUUUCCUUUUACGCUAAAAAUCAAUGGAGUACCAACAAUUAAAUUCAACAAUAUUGCGUUCGUACAUAACCUAGAUGCAAAACGAUUUGUGAGAGCUUUUGCAAACAAUAACUGCGAUGACUUUGCUAAUAACCUGUAUGCAUCUGGUGACGUAAUCGAGUUCCAACUGUCUCCCGGAAAAGUGGCAUCAAUAUCCAAAGACAAAAGUGAGCUGAAGGAAGAGGGAACAAGCUUUAUGAAGUCACCGUGGACAAAAUAUAGUUGUGAGGUGUUAACCGGUAUGGAUCCAUCUAAGACCCCUACGACUUGCUUGAAACCUAGACCAGAAGAGAUUCUACAGUCUUUGGCCGAUUCUCAUGUCACCGGAAAGCGUGAUGCAGUUGUCUUGCCCUACAUGGAUUUCGAACGAUUUAAUAAACCAAUAGUAUCGUUGUACGAAUAUAAAACCGAAUCCAACAGCCUAUUUUGUGCGGUGUACAGAUCUACUUUUACGCUAAAAAUCAAAGGAAUACCAACAGGAUUCAACAGUAUUGCGUUCGUACAUGACCUACUUGCAAAUCAAUUUGUGAGAGCGUUUGCAAACAAUAACUGCGAUGACUUUGCUAAUAACCUGUAUGCAUCUGGUGACGUAAUCGAGGUCCAACUGUCGUCCGGAAGAGUGGCGCUAUUAUCCAGGGAGAAAAAUGAGCUGAAGGAAGCGGGAACAAGCUUUACGAAAUCACCGUGGACAAAAUAUAGUUGUCAACUGUCAGCCGAUGUGAAUCCAUCUAAGACCUCUACGACUUGCUUGAACCCUAGACCAGAAGACAUUCUACAGUCUUCUGCCAAUUCUCAGGUCACCGGAAAGCGCAGUACUCCCAUGUCUAGUUUAGAAACAUCCGUUACGGUCUCAUCUCAGCCCCCUGCUACGCGCAGUGCUCCUGUAGGAGGCAGAUAAAUCUUCCAGUAAGCGCAGCAACGCGUAGGAAGUUGUAAAUGUCCUCGAAAA
Macrosteles quadrilineatus (aster leafhopper) is the source of this 1220-nucleotide messenger RNA. RefSeq lists its product as uncharacterized. Bases 60 to 1169 code for a protein of 369 amino acids. The record is from RefSeq and is a predicted model, not a curated record. NCBI's taxonomy places the organism in Eukaryota, Metazoa, Arthropoda, Insecta, Hemiptera, Cicadellidae. The transcript has 6 exons.